UCUCUGCCGGCCAUGCCACAGUUUUCCUUUGAUGCUUUCCGGAGGCAACCCCAGCAAGAUGGCCUCCGAGGCACCUGGGAGCGCAUCGAUCUGCCUCCGGUUCCCCGUUCCUCCCACUCUCUUGACAUCAUCUCUGGCUGCGCCUACAUCUUUGGUGGCGAGAUCAAUCCCCGCGAGCCCGUUGACAAUGACAUGGUUGUCAUUCGUCUUCCCUUUAGCAGCGCUAGUGCCGACUACUUCAAGAUUCCAGCCAAGCCAGACCACACGAUCCCUACGCCGACGCCGAUUCAGGACAAGGGCAAAAAAGAUGGAUUGGACGAGGGCAAAGGACGAGCUGACAAGCUAGGUGACGUCCCACCACCACGAGUUGGGCAUGCAACUGCCGUCAUUGGGUCCCGCAUCUUUGUGUACGGCGGCCGUGGGGGGCCAGAUAUGAAGCCUCUGGAUGAAGGCGGUCGUGUCUGGAUCUUUGAUACCCGCACUCGACUUUGGACCUAUCUCGAUCCCGCCCCGGCUGUCAAGGGCGGAUCCAUCGUUCCUCACCCAGCACCGCGAAGCUAUCACUGUGCUACCGCGACAGAUCGGCCCCGCGACUUUGCCCCUCCCCCGCCAACCCAGCCUCAGACCUGGCAAGAGUGGGCGCUUGGUGAUACUUCCAAGACUGGCAUCCCGCAGGAUCCCAUUGUUGGCAACGUUGCUGAGAAUGCAAUUGACGAGGAGACGAGCGGUUAUGGUACCUUCUUUGUGCAUGCCGGCUGUCUAGCCAACGGCGAUCGUACCAGUGACCUGUGGGCUUUCGACGUCCACUCGCGCAUGUGGACUGAGUUGCCCGCAGCGCCAGGACCUGCCCGUGGCGGUACUUCCAUCUGCAUCAGCAAGAGUCGAAUCUUCCGUUUCGGCGGAUACGACGGACAGAACGAGCUUGGAGGUCAGCUCGACUUUUUGAACCUCGAGGUUGAAAUGUUUGACGACCGUGUUACUCGAGGUGAGGUGGCUGUUCGAGCCCGUGGUAGCUGGCAGUCUAUCGUAGAGGCUAUGCCCGAAGCUUCCUCGCAAGAGAUUCCUUCCGAGAGUAUUCAGGCUUGGCCUGCACCUCGAAGUGUGUCUUCUCUUGAGGCCAUCACCUUUGGCGGCGGCACCGAGUAUCUCGUCCUAACCAUGGGCGAGGCAAGCCCGAGCGCUGAUGGCCACAACGGCGCUGGCAAAUCCCAUAACGACGUGUGGGUAUUCCAAGUUCCGCCGGUGGGCAUGAGUGCCGCAAGUUUCACGGCAGCCAUGUUCUCAGCCGUGGGCCGCAAGACUGGCGAAGGCAAGUGGACAAAGGUCACCAUGGGUCCCUAUGACGAUGAGGUGUUGGAGAUGCCACGGGGUCGGGGCUGGCUGGCCAGCGCCCCGAUGUUCGAUUUGGAGGAAACUGGAAUUGUGAUUUGGGGUGGCCUGGAUGAUAACAAUAGGCGACGUGGAGAGGGAUGGAUCUUGAGGCUUGCCUAAACGCCUUUCCUUUUGAAUCUUUUUCUCUCUCAUGUCCAUUGUCCUUUUUUGAUAUUUUUUGCAAAUGAGUUAAGAUUGCGGAAAAGCACUGCAUGAAAAGAAAUACAACGAACCAAAUGUCCUAUUAACCAGGACCAUGCACAUGCAUUAUCAACUUGAUUGUAUUUAUCGCACACCACCAAAUUUGGUCUAUACUUUUUCUGGCAUUCAACAUGGCGUUAUGUACAU
This is a messenger RNA of Trichoderma virens Gv29-8, 1719 nucleotides long. RefSeq lists its product as uncharacterized. Gene Ontology annotation, molecular function: protein binding. The record is from RefSeq and is a predicted model, not a curated record. The transcript is spliced from 2 exons. The coding region runs from base 13 to 1491 and encodes 492 amino acids. Lineage: Eukaryota; Fungi; Ascomycota; Sordariomycetes; Hypocreales; Hypocreaceae.